AUGGAUGACACCAUUCCUAUGCCCGAUCUGAGUCAUUUGACUGAAGACGAGCGCCAGUCUAUCAUGAAAGUAAUGCAACGGCAACAAGAAGAAGAGAAACGAGAGAAAUCCAUGUAUCAAUCAGUCGAGCGUAAUCUGGCAGUUUUAAAAGAGAAACACUUAUCCGGAGCCGCUCCGAAUCCGAAAGCGCAGAGUUCCCAGCCCCCUCCUCCAGUUCAAAAGAGUAUGAACACGCCGCCUAAGGAAGCAGUGCCUCCGGGGUUGUGCCCGAUCUGCAGGAAGACGCAACUCGCCCGCGGGUGUGGACAUCGCUGCGGAUUCUGCAAGUUGGUCUUCUGCUCGCGCUGUGGCGGCAAGUGGCAGGUAAAUAGAGAUAUAAACAAAUUGUGA
This is a messenger RNA of Oikopleura dioica, 390 nucleotides long. Lineage: Eukaryota; Metazoa; Chordata; Appendicularia; Copelata; Oikopleuridae. The record is from the annotation of a GenBank genome assembly.